Trichomonas vaginalis G3 is the source of this 933-nucleotide messenger RNA. Its product is annotated as transcription-initiator DNA-binding domain ibd family. Lineage: Eukaryota; Parabasalia; Trichomonadida; Trichomonadidae. The transcript has a single exon. The record is from RefSeq and is a predicted model, not a curated record. Bases 1 to 933 code for a protein of 310 amino acids.
AUGGAACCCCAUCUAUCUAUGCGGAAUCAAGAAAUAUCACUUCCUCCAAGUUAUUGGAGUGUUCUAUCACCAGAAGAUCGCACUGAGUUCAUGCGACUUCGAUCAAAUUUCCUUCAAGGGCAAAAAAUUUCAUCAAAAGAUCGACGUAUCGUUACUUUCCGUAAGGAAUUAAUUACAGUGCUUAAAUUCAUCGAAAGAAGUGACGUUCAUCAAGAAGAAAGAAGUGUAUUAGUAGGUGUAUGCUUCGCCGGACCUUUUAUCUGUGUCAAUACACGUCAGCUCAAAAAUUUCCUUGGUAGAUGUAAGUCUUCCAUCAAUGGAAGCUUCCAGCAAAUGGGUUAUGUUGCACUCAGAACUAAAGCGAAAGCUCGAAGUUGCGUAGUUGCAGUAAUGCCUUCUUUACAGAAUGAACAGAAUAUUCUUAGACAAUGGACUGUACGCUUUGCAUCAAAUGAUGCUCAUUUUUGUUUCUUAUCUUCAUUUUCUCAUGUUCAGCUUCCAGCUAUUACAGAUGAUGAUCUAUAUGAUGAAAAAAGGCCAGCUGCUCAAAAUAUCUCUCCACCACCGCCAUUUCAAGCCAUGCCAAGGCCACUCCAGCAAUUUCAACCGAUGCAGCCUUACGUACCUCAACAGAUCAGACCUCCUCCACCUACAAAACCACGCCAAAUCGAACUUGAUCUUCCAAAUAUGGACGAAGGAAGCCCAUUCGAUCCAGAAACAAAUCAUCAUUCAGACUUAGCUACUUCAAUGUCAGUGGAUUGCUUUUCCACUAUUAAUUAUACUAAUGAUACAUGGGAUGAUACCGCUACAGCAUUUGACGGACCAACAUUUGAUUGGGAUUUGCAGAUGCCGUCAAAUAAUAAGACAAUGCCGCAUUCUAAUUCUGCAUUUUUACCUUCUGUUAGAGAUUGGGAUCCACUUGAUGAUUUCUAA